Molecule: messenger RNA, 1136 nt
Organism: Tigriopus californicus
Lineage: Eukaryota; Metazoa; Arthropoda; Copepoda; Harpacticoida; Harpacticidae
Product: tetraspanin-33-like
Exons: 10
Coding region: 167-1078 (303 amino acids)
Biological process (GO): protein maturation; protein localization to plasma membrane
Cellular component (GO): membrane
Source: RefSeq, a predicted model, not a curated record
AAAGUACCAAAAUGGGACUCCAAAAAACCGUUUGACCUCCGUUGUGAUUGUAAACUGUGAAGUCUAUGAAGAACUAAGGGUUGUGUUGUUAUCUGAGGAAGUCCGAGGCCCUCGAUUAUCAAGGUUAUGUCAAUGCUGAGAGGAUUGCUCUAAACUUUGUUGCAUUAUGGCUCCAGCAUAUAAACAAUAUCACAGACAAGGUCCUGUUGGCCAACCUCCCCCAAGAGUCAGUCGGCGCCGUCGUUUUCCGAGUAAUUUCACUCACAUAUCUGGUUGGGUCAAGUACUCCAUGUUCUUUUGCAACUUCAUAGUUUGGCUUUUUGGAGCUUUACUUGUUGGAGUUGGUGUAUAUGCGGCUCUGGAUAAGUGGCACUCUGGUGAGGGGUUCAAGCUGGAAAAUGUUUUUGAUGUCUUAUUCAAUCUUGCAUUUUUGAUCAUCAUAUUGGGUGGAGUUGUGUUCAUAGUCAGUUUUGCGGGAUGCAUUGGGGCACUUCGAGAAAACAUGUGCCUUCUACGAUUUUACUCUUUCUUCUUACUACUGUUUUUUUUCCUGGAAUUGGGAGUUGCAGCAUUAGGUUUCAUAUUUCCACAUAAAGUACUCUAUUUUAUGGAGGGUUCGAUGUCCGAUGAGCUGAUAAAGAACUAUCGAGACGAUUUAGAUUUUCAAAAUCUCAUCGACUUAGUUCAAUCGGAAUUCGAGUGUUGUGGCAUUUCCUCAGAGGGAUUCAGAGAUUGGUCAAAAAAUGAAUAUUUUAAUUGCACAAAGGAUCCUAAUGACAAUCCCUCAGUUGAAAGAUGUGGAGUUCCAUACAGCUGUUGUCUCUCUGGAACAAAUUCAGUCAAUGAUGGCUUAGUUAACAUUAUGUGUGGAUUUGGUGUCCAAGAAAUGCUUAAAACCGAUGUGAUUUCAAAGAUAUAUACUCAGGGAUGCUUGCAACGAAUUCAGGCAAUGGCAGAGCAAAACUUGCAUUUGGUGGCCGGAGUGGCUGUGGGGAUCGCACUAGUUCAGCUUUUUGUGAUAUAUUUGGCUCGCACCCUGGAAGGACAAAUUGAAAACCAAAGAGCGCUUUGGCGGUAGAUCCUUUUAUAUUUGAUCUAUUUUUUUACUCUGAAUAAAUUCAUCUUUACUAUUGUCA